This is a messenger RNA of Chaetomium strumarium, 422 nucleotides long. RefSeq names its product WD40-repeat-containing domain protein. The record is from RefSeq and is a predicted model, not a curated record. Gene Ontology annotation, cellular component: nucleus. Gene Ontology annotation, molecular function: protein binding. The transcript is spliced from 2 exons. The annotation marks the transcript as partial. NCBI's taxonomy places the organism in Eukaryota, Fungi, Ascomycota, Sordariomycetes, Sordariales, Chaetomiaceae.
GCCGAGCGGCGUGUGCUACAAGGCCAUUUAUACUGGGUUAAUGCCGUUGCCUUCUCGCCGGACAGCUGUCUUAUCGUGUCGGGCUCUGGCGAUAAGACGAUCCGCGUAUGGGAUGCGGCCACGGGGGCCGAGCGGCGUAUGCUGCAAGGCCAUUCGAGCUCGGUCAAUGCUGUUGCCUUCUCGCCAGAUAGCCGGCUUAUCUUGUCGGGUUCUGACGAUAGGACAAUCUGUCAUUCGGGCCUGGUCUAUGCCGUCGCCUUCUCGCCGAACGGCCGACUUAUCGUAUCGGGCUCUGGCGAUGAGACGGUCCGGGUAUAGGAUGUGGUCACAGGGGCCGAGAGGUGUAUACUGCAAGGCCAUUCGCGCUGGGUUAAUGCCGUUGUCUUCUCGCCGGACAGCUGUCUUAUCGUGUCGGGCUCUGG